AUGGUGGCGCACGGCCAGCCAGCUGGAGGCCGCUCCUGGGCCAGCGUCGCGGCGGGCGGCAAGGCCAAAGGCAGCUGGAGCUACUGGGUCUGCUCCAGCGUGCUGUGCAGGGAGUGGAACUGGUGCUCGCACUGGAAGUGCCGCAGCUGCGGCCGAGUGGCCCCGCCGUGGGUCAAGGCCGCUCAGCCGCCCGCGGCAGCCACUGGCCAGGAGCAGCCCGCCGCCGACGCCGAGGGCUUCGUCGUCCAACCCCGUGGGGGGAAAGCGAGGCGCCAGGCCAAGCGCACUGCUGCCCGCGCGGCCAGCGCGGGGGCCGCCAGUCUGGCAGGCGUCAGCGAGGCUAGCAGCGUGCAGCGUUCGGCCGUCGAGUGGCACCGCCAGGAGGUCAAGCGCAUCGAGGACUUCCUCGCGGCCCCUGGCGAGUCCAUCGAUGAGGCGUGCCUGCAGUCGCUGCGCUCGGCCCUCGACCGCGAGCGUCGCAGGCUCGCGGCAGCAGAGGCGGCGCUGGCGGAGCGCAGGAAGGCCGACACCCCCCUGCCCAAGGCGCUCCACGGCGCUGGCAACGCCCUGGCGAAGCUGGUCAGGCAGGGGCGGGCCAAGGGGCAGGCGCUGCUCAAGGCCGAGGAGGCCCACGCGGCAGCCAUCGGAGAGCGUGAGGCAGCCAUCGCGCGAGAAGCUGCAUGCGCUGAGGCUGUGGAGGAGUGCCGAGCUGCUCUCGAGGCUCACCGUGAGGAGCAGAGGGCCGCAGAGGCCAGGCAAGCCAAGGAGGUCGGCGCGGCCUUCGUCGGCACGGACUUGCUCGGGAUGGUCUUCGGCCUCAUCCAGCAGGUUGAGGCCUUGCCCCAGGGGUUCUUCGCGGGCAACGGCGAGGCCGCCUUUGCGGAGGUGGCCAAGCAGAUUGCGGCAGACCUCGACGGGGAUAAGGGGGAUGGGGUGUGUGCCUCGUCAGGCCCCCCUCUGCAGGACGCUGCCGAGCGCGGCCAAGCAGCACGGCGAGGAGAAGCGCGCGGUGCGUGGCCCUCAGCCCAGCCGCUGGCGAGGGACCUGGCCAACGCUGGCGCAGCCCUCCUCGACGACCAGCCGCUGGCCGCUGACGAGCGGGUGGCCGAGACCCUCGACGGGCGCAGCCAAGCCAAGGUGCCAAGUGACCAGCAGAUGAGGAUGACGGCACAGGAGGCCUGCAUUGGCAAGGCGUGCCUCGGACCGCAGCCCGCCCCUGAGUCCGACCCUCGAGAUUCUGAGAGCCGGGUCUGCGAAAGAGCGGGCUGGAUCCACAACUGCGUCGCGGGCUUUGCGAUGGCCGCCCCGCACUUCGAGGCCAGCCUGCUGAUGGACAUCCGCAAGCUCUUCGAGCACGUGCGCCGCGACUUCCUCUGGCCGUCCGCCCAGCGCGUCGGCUUCUACCUGAAGUUGCUGCGCGGCCUCCUCGCCAUCUUCCAGGCCCCGGGGAUCGUGCUGGCAGGAGGCAUGGCGUCGGCCCCCCUUGGGGCCAGUGGCGCAGUGCUGGCGGGCUGUGCGUUACCCGACGACGGCCGCGCCUUGGACAUGCUGAUCUUGGGCCCCCGCGGGCUCGGGCUGCUUGCUGCGGCUGGUGCUCGCAGGGCCUCCGACAGGGCUGAGAUGGCGCGGCUUGGGCACGGCGCCGCCCCCGCCAUGCCCUUGUUCUGGGACGCCCUCGGCCAGGUCUUCGGCCUGCGCGGCCAGUUCAGCGGCAGGGAGAAGGCGGCCUGGAGGUCGGACGCGAUGGCAGUCAUGUGGGUGAACAGACCUGCCGUCGGGCUGCUAGGCGGUCGCCUCUACCCCGACGGCUCGACGCUCGACCCUGAGUUCGGAUGCUUCCGCAGGGCAGGCUGGGGCAUCGUGCAGUGCGACGAGUUCGGCAACCUGCAGGCGGCGGUGCACGGCUCGGUCCGCCUCGACCUGUGCCCUUUCCAAACGGCCAAGGACGGGGGGGACUUAGCGGUCUGGAUGCAGAGCCGCUACUUCGGGCCUUCGUUCAUCGAGUUCUUCGACUGUGAGUCCACAGUCAGCUGCUUUAAGCUCGGCAGGAGGUAUGCGACGGCGGCCUACAAGCCCAUCGCUCGGACCUCGGAGGGUCAGUGGCUUGGGUGCGCCCACGCUGACAGGCUGGCGAAGGCGGGAGCGGCCCUCCACAGUGCCAGCGCGUCUGCCAGGAGCGAGUUCUUCGGCGCGAAGGAGGUGGUGCGUGGGCUCUCCAUGUGGAUCGCGCAGGUUUCGAUCGCCUGGCAGGGCAGGGCCCCCAAGGACUGCGAGGGCCUCCCCGUGUGCGUCGUACGAUGGACGGCUGCCUCCGUCGCAGUCCCGCUGGGGGAGCGUGUUGACGGUUUGGGGGCGGCUCCCGUGUGCGUGUCGGACGCAGCGCCCGCCGCCGUGGAGGCCCGCGGGGAGCAGUCAGGCAGCCGCCCCGCCGCUGCUGGCGCCUGGGCCUCGGCUGCACGCGACGGCGGAGUCGCGCUGGGCGCCCUGGUCUUCGCCGUCGCUGGCCGCGCCCUCGCGUUCGCCAGGUGCGGUGAGGGCGGCGACGAGCAGGAGAUCAUGGCUUGCACCAAGUGCGGAGCAUAUGCGAGGCUAGGCGGACGCCCUGGCCCGCAGCCCAAGCUCAGGGAGCGCUGUCCUGGGGCAACUGGCCUCCCCAGGUCGCUGCGUGACCAGAAGUCGCGGUGGGAGCGUGGCCUCCACCCUGGAGGCACGCCGCUCGCCCGCGACACGCGGAGGAAGGGGGCGGAGACCCCUCGUCUUCGGAAUGAGGCUGAGGUGCCGCAGGACGCCAGAGUGCGCUUCCUGAAGUGGCUCGGUGUUCAGCCUGACGCACCAGCAGGCGUCGCGAGCAGCGCCUCGGCGGCUGGCGCUGCUGGGAGCGGCGCAGGUGGGGCUGCCUCCUCGUCGGCUGAGGUGCCCGCUGCGGCUGGUGGCACCGCAGAGGGAGUGGGCUCGCGGAAGGCCUGGCUGGAUGCUCGCGGCUUCGACGAGGAGAGCCUGCUGAGCUGGUCAGAGGAGGCCGAGGAGGCCCGACUCGAAUGCCAGAGCAGGAAGCGACGCAGAGAUGACGGAGAUGGAGGUGAUUGA
Messenger RNA from Prorocentrum cordatum, 3087 nucleotides. The record is from the annotation of a GenBank genome assembly. Lineage: Eukaryota; Dinophyceae; Prorocentrales; Prorocentraceae.